Molecule: messenger RNA, 1898 nt
Organism: Microbotryum saponariae
Lineage: Eukaryota; Fungi; Basidiomycota; Microbotryomycetes; Microbotryales; Microbotryaceae
Source: the annotation of a GenBank genome assembly
AUGCCACCCAAAGCGUACGUCCCCCAGACUGCACGACGAGCCUGUAAUUCGCCUCGUGGCUGACGGGGUGGUGCUCUCCCUCGACGCGCACCUCUCUCGCUCGGGUCACUCAGUGAUUGGGAAAAGUGUAAGCGUGCAUAUCGUGCACUUGGCCGACUCCAAGCAACGAUACUGACACCGUCCGUUUCGGCCCACAGACGAGAAGCCGGUUGAUGCCAAGCAAGAGGACAAGAUCAAUCGUCAGUCGCCCGUCGUCAGCACGGAUCAGCAAGCGCUUCGUCAUCGCCUCGCCUCGCCUCGCCUCGCCAGCGCCAGCGCCUGCACGCUAGCUUGUACCUGUGCACGCUGACAUCUUGGCCUGCACGACCUUCUUUACAGCUCUGGACGAGCAGGACAUUCAGAUCUUGAGAACCUAUGCAAGUCCUCGUACUUUUCGUCCCUCCAGCGAGCCCCACGACUGACCCGAUCCUCACUCCUUCCAUCCCCAGGGCCAAGGACCGUACGCCAAGCAACUGAAAAAGGUCGAGAACGACAUCAAGGAUGCUCAGAAGCGCGUCAACGAGAAGAUGGGUCCGUCGCUGCCACCUCGCAUCCCCUCUUUCUCUCUCCCUUCCUCCACCGACUGACCCGACCCACCGAACCCUGUCCGUCCCACAGGCGUCAAGGAACUCGACACCGGUCUCGCACCCCCGAACCUAUGGGACGUCGCAUCAGACAAGCAACGCAUGGGCUCCGAACACCCGCUCCAAGUCGCGCGCUGCACCAAGAUCAUCCGUCUCCCCACCGGUCCCGAUGCGCCUCCCCUGCCCGUCCUCCCUCAGGGCCAGAAACCCAAUGCCGACGAACAGGACAAGUACGUCAUCAACGUCAAGCAGAUUGCAAAAUUCGUCGUCGGCCUCGGCGAUCGUGUUGCACCGACCGAUAUCGAGGAGGGCAUGCGAGUAGGGUCAGUUCGGGACGUCUCAGCCCUCACGCGCCCUUCACGGACCACAGCUGACCUUGCGCUGUGGGCAUACAGCGUCGACCGACAAGACUACAAGAUCCAAAUCCCUUUACCACCCCGCAUCGACGCCUCGGUGACGAUGAUGCAAGUCGAAGAGAAGCCCGACGUGACCUACUCGGACGUCGGAGGCUGCAAGGAACAAAUCGAGAAAUUGCGCGAGGUCGUCGAAACCCCCUUGUUGUCGCCCGAACGCUUCGUCGAACUCGGCAUCGACCCGCCCAAGGGCGUCUUGUUGUACGGCCCUCCUGGAACUGGCAAGACCUUGUGCGCACGAGCGGUGGCGAACCGAACGGACGCGACCUUUAUUCGGGUCAUCGGAUCCGAACUCGUUCAGAAAUACGUUGGAGAAGGGGCACGAAUGGUGCGCGAAUUGUUCGAGAUGGCCCGCACGAAGAAGGCGUGCAUCAUCUUCUUUGACGAGGUCGAUGCGAUUGGUGGAGCAAGGUUCGAUGAUGGUGCGGGUGGGGAUAACGAGGUGCAAAGGACGAUGUUGGAGUUGAUCAACCAAUUGGAUGGAUUCGACGCACGAGGUAACAUCAAAGUCCUCAUGGCGACCAACCGACCCGAUACUUUGGAUCCGGCCUUGCUCCGACCCGGUCGUAUCGAUCGACGCGUCGAAUUUUCUUUACCGGACAACGAAGGCCGCGCGCACAUUCUCCGUAUCCACGCGAGGUCCAUGUCCGUCGAACGCCACAUCCGCUUCGACCUCAUCGCCAGAUUAUGUCCCAACGCCACCGGAGCCGAAUUGAGAUCCGUCUGUACCGAGGCGGGGAUGUUCGCGAUUCGUUCGAGGAGGAAGGUCGCGAGUGAGGCCGACUUUUUGAAAUCGGUCGAGAAGGUGUAUAGAAGUGGGAGCAAGUUCUCGAGUACAGCGCAGUACGCGCAAUAUCAGUAG